This is a messenger RNA of Fopius arisanus, 2925 nucleotides long. RefSeq names its product alpha-1,3-mannosyl-glycoprotein 2-beta-N-acetylglucosaminyltransferase (gene Mgat1). Gene Ontology annotation, biological process: protein N-linked glycosylation. Gene Ontology annotation, cellular component: Golgi apparatus. Gene Ontology annotation, molecular function: alpha-1,3-mannosylglycoprotein 2-beta-N-acetylglucosaminyltransferase activity. The record is from RefSeq and is a predicted model, not a curated record. NCBI's taxonomy places the organism in Eukaryota, Metazoa, Arthropoda, Insecta, Hymenoptera, Braconidae. Bases 817 to 2283 code for a protein of 488 amino acids. The transcript is spliced from 11 exons.
ACGCCCGAUUGGUUGGGCUCUGGUCACGCCGGAGAGUGGCAAUCCCUUGGUUGUACAUACGUGUUCAGCUAACGACGGUUAAACCUCCAUUAAAUGGUUGUUAUUAUAAGUUAUUAUCAGUUUUAUUUUGUUUCGUUCAGCAGUGCAGAAUUCAAGUGGAACGAAAAGAUCUUAUAAAGUAGUGGCAAAUUUGUAUAUUCCAUCCAUUUAUCCAAAAUUGAAUGACCACUGACGUAUCCUCGUACCUUUAAGCCAUGGGCAUUAAAAUUCCUUGGUUUACUAUUGUUGCCGAAUAUCGCAGCUCAUCCCUAACCUCCCUUGACAAUAAAAAGUUAUCUGACAUUAUCCAAGUAAUAUGGAAUGGUCGCCUAGCACCUUAAUCUGACUUUUACCGUGCAUGAUUUCCGAAACGAAUAUAAUCAUUGAUAUAUAAUUACGAGGGAAGAAUAUUCAGUCAACCUAAAACAGAAUAUUAAUAUGUGGAACCAGAAAAUUUAUGUCUAAGAGAAGAGACUUGUAGGUGUGUUGUGCAGUGAGUUUUACGCGUAAUCCUGAUAUUUCAAAUAAUUCCAGCUCCGGAAGCCGGAUCACAGGUUAUUUAAAUAUUGGAUUAUUUUUUAAUGCACUGAUUGAAACAGCAAGAUAUCCGAACAUUUGACGGGUUCAUUGAUUAAUUAAUGGAAAAACUAGCAAGAAAUUGUGGAAGUACUGGGAAUUCUGGAAUGCAGGGAUGGUGAGGGUUAUGAAGUUUUCUCAUCAGAUUAUUGUUUUUUUUUUGUUUUAUUUACACGAGAUGAGGUGACACAUAUCCUUGAGAUGCGGAACAGAUCGAUUGGGUUUAUAUUUUUAUCUGUAUUGGUAUGGGCAUGCAUCACAUACUUUUUGUUCCUUGAUCGACCGAUUGGAAAAGAAGAACAGAAGGAACAUGCUCUAUCUAAUCAGAUUGACAAAUUGAAGAAACAAGUCAAGCAGCAGAUAUCAGAGAAUCAAUUACUUCUAGAGAAGAUUGUCGAGCAAGGACAAAAAAGAAUAGUUGAGGAUGGCUUGCCUGACACGAUCGAAUUCCAGUCUGAAAAUAAUAUCCAUGAUUUAGAUAAAAACGUCAUGAAAAUUGGUAAUGAUCAUUAUGUUAAGAGUACUUCCAAAAAUGAGGGAGUACAAAAUGCACUGGGGAACGACCAGAAAAAUCAGGGUGCUUCACCGUUCGAGAAAUUACGGGCCCUUGCCCUCCAUAACCCGUCAAACGGUGGAGCUCCAGUAAUUCCAGUGAUAGUGUUCUCAUGCAAUCGAGUAACCGUCCGUAGGUGUCUGGAUCAGUUAAUAAAAUUGCGCCCCAGUGCCAAUCAAUUUCCAAUAAUUGUUUCACAAGAUUGCAACCAUCAACAAACAUCAGAUGUUAUUAGAUCGUAUGGAGAAAAAGUGGUACAUAUUCAGCAACCAGAUCAGUCUGAUAUAGACAUUCCACCCCGAGAAAAAAAAUUCAAAGGAUACUUCAAAAUCGCACGUCAUUAUGGAUGGGCCUUAAACCAAGUAUUUCUGGAGUUCGGUUUUGAAACUGCAAUUAUCGUUGAGGAUGAUUUGGACAUAGCCCCAGAUUUUUUUGAAUACUUCUUAGGCACUUAUUCACUACUAAUUGCUGAUAAAUCCUUGUGGUGUAUCUCGGCUUGGAAUGACAAUGGAAAGAUGAGUUUAGUUGACACUCAUGCACCCCAUUUAUUAUACCGAACGGAUUUUUUUCCGGGCUUGGGGUGGAUGCUCACCAAAGAGUUAUGGAUGGAAUUAUCACCAAAAUGGCCAAAAGCUUAUUGGGAUGACUGGAUUCGUCAGCCUGAACAACGUAAAGACAGAGCUUGUAUUAGGCCAGAAUUAUCGAGAACCAGAACAUUUGGCAAAAUUGGCGUCAGCAACGGAUUAUUCUAUGAAAAACAUCUGAAGUUUAUAAAACUGAAUGAUCAAAGUGUGCCUUUUACUAAAAUGAAUUUAACGUAUUUAUUGAAGAAUAAUUAUGACAUCGAUUUCAUGAAUGAUGUUUAUCAGACGACAGUAGUUAGCUAUCCAGAACUAAAGAGCGGUAAUAUUAUUGCUUCCGGUCCAGUGAGAAUACCUUAUUUUAAUCGCGUAACUUAUAAAACUACUGCCAAGAUGCUUGGUCUCAUGGAUGAUUUCCGAAGCGGUGUUCCAAGAACUGGUUACCGUGGAGUUGUGACAUUUUUUUACAACAAUCGACGUGUCCACUUAGCUCCCAGCAGAGACUGGAAUGGGUACGAUAUAUCAUGGAGCUAACACAUGAAUGAUUGUCUUCAAUGUUUUUUUUUGUGAUUUUUGAGUGUCGGGUUUAUCUAACUAUUACCUGAUGAGACUUGUCGAACGCCAAAAUAGGAAGUCUACCAAGAUUUAGAAAGCUGAACGAUAAUAUAGUCGAUUGAAACUAUAAUUCCGUUUAAGUUUGUUGACUGAACUUUGAAUCAUUCUAUUUAUGGAUUUGUUUUGAUAGAUAUUUGAUUACGUACAAUUGUCGUAAUAGAAAAAAUGUUUGGAGUAAAAAUAAUUGGCUGUAUAAUGUACAUUUCAUUUUCCUCAACGCAAAGACUGUUAUGGGUUUUUAAAGACUCAUACCAAAAUUAAAAAUAAAUUGUGAAGCUCUGUGGAAUUACGAUAUGAAGCGGUGAUGAUGUUUGGAGUGUAAUGGAGAGAUCUGUUUGAUUGUAAGUGAAAAGAAAAGUUUCAACUCUGUCGUCGUGAGAAAACACUACCUCCCAAUUCCAAAUUUCGUAGACAUUCGAGAUAUGGAAAAUGAUAGAAUAAAAUUGGGGCAUUCCUCCUGAAUAAAUUUUAACGCUUUUUACUCCUGAAUUUCUCGAUUAGCGUUGGAAGUGAUGGAACAGUAUUUUUAAUGUGCAAUGAUAGUGAAUAAAAAAUGUUGUA